ACCACUUGCACAUGCGCAGACUGAUCGUGUGUUUUGGCACCAAUCGUCUCGGAGAAGACAACAGAGCAGUGCGGUCUACGUCUGUGAAGAACAUCUUUUCCCUGAGCAGCAGGUGUAAACCUCCAGGAUGAAGCAGGAGAAACCACAGCCCCCCCAUAUUAAAAAAGAAGAGGAGGAGCCACAUCUUACCCACAUUAAAGAGGAAGUUGAGGAGCUACAUCGCCCACACAUAAAGGAGGAAGAAGAGGAAUACAGUAUCAGUCAGAAUGGAGAGCAUCUUGAAGGAAUGGAGGUUGAUAUCUCCAAGAUUCCAUUGAAUGGUGUCAUUGUGAAGAUUGAAGAUCAUGAGGUCAAAAGUGAAAGUGAGGAGAAGAGUGUGGUGGAGUUUCCAAGCAGCAGCUCAACUCAACACAUGACAACAGAAGCUGAUGGAGACCACUGUGGAGGAUCACAAGCAGACAAGCUCUUAGCUCCACUAUCAGAUAGUGAUGACAUGACGUCACACUCUUCUGACACUGAUGAUGAAGACUCUGAAGCUGAUACAACAUGUCACACUGACAACACACUCUUCGAAUGUUCUCACUGUGGCAAAACUUUUAAUUACUGUUGUAAUCUGAAAACACACAUGAGAACACACACUGGUGAAAAACCUUUUUCUUGUGUAAGAUGUGGUAAAAGUUUUACGCAAAAUCAUAGUUUGAAAACACACAUGAGAAUACACACUGGUGAAAAACCUUUUUCUUGUUCAUUAUGUGGUAAAGGUUUUUCACAUAAUCAUCAUUUGACAGGACACAUGAGAACACACACUGGUGAAAAACAUUUUUCCUGUUCAAUCUGUGCUAAAGGUUUUACACACCAUAUUAGUUUGAAAACACACAUGACAACACACACUGGUGAAGACCCUUUUUCUUGUUCAUUAUGUGGCAAAGGUUUUACACAAAGUCAUAGUUUGAAGGCACACAUGAGAGUACAUGCUGGUGAAAAACCUUUUUCUUGUUCAUUAUGUGCUAAAGGUUUUACACAAGUGAACCAUUUGAAAACACACAUGAGAAUACACAAUGGUGAAAAACCUUUUUCUUGUUCAUUAUGUGGUAGAAGUUUUAGACAAAAUCAUAAUUUGAAGGCACACAUGAGAACACAUGCUGGUAAAAAACCUUUUACUUGUUCAAUUUGUGGUAAAUGUUUUACACAUAAUCAUCAUUUGACAGGACACAUGAGAACACACACUGGUGAAAAACCUUUUUCCUGCUCAAUCUGUGCUAAAGGUUUUGUACAAAAAUAUACUUUGAAAAGACACAUGAGAACACACACUGGUAAGGAAGUGUGAGUUGCAGUGUGUGUGAUGAAAGAUUAUCAUAAAAAUUCUAGUGUAACAAAUGUAACACAAUCUUGUUAGUGGGUUUCUACCAUUGGUAGAUUAGAUGUUUCAGAACAAAUCAAAUAUAUUUUACGGACUUAUUUAUAUCGUUUUUUUAAUUGAUGUGUUGCAUAUUUUCAUUUCUAAUUCUAAAAUAAUUUCAUUGAUGAUGUCCUUUAUAUAAUAUACAUAUUUGUUUCACAUUGUUUCAUACUUUUGCUUUUGAGUGCACAUAAAUCCCUCUUAGUUCAUAUCUAUUGGUUCAUAUCUGAAACAUCUUCUGGAUCACGUUUGGAAGCAUUUUAUUAUUUACUUUAUACAUAAUUUGAGCAGUCUUGUAUUCUACAAGAUUAGUUGUUUGACCCUUUUCCCAGUGCACCUUUACGGGGUGCAGCCCUUGUUACGACCCAUGCAUGUUCCUGUUCUGUCUACUCUGUAUGAUGUAUGUCUGAUUUUGAGCAAAUUUGUACUGAAAAUGUAAUUUAGUUGCACUUUUUAAGUGCAAUGACAAAGUACUAUUCCAUGUGUGACUUUUAUGAAUCAUUUGUCGAGUCUUGAUAAUCAAUUCUAUGAAUUAUCCUUAUUACUCUCUUAUGUGUUAUGACUAUUGGGUUUGUGAUUGUUUUAGAUGUAUGUCCCCAGGCCUCGAUGCAACAAAGAAUGUAUGCUUUAAGUAAAGUUGGGCACGUUAUAUGUGGUAAAUAUUUGUGGAGUAUGUGUUUUGUUCUAUUUAAUAUUCAUACAAUAUGAAGCUGAGCUAUCUUGA
This is a messenger RNA of Entelurus aequoreus (snake pipefish), 2123 nucleotides long. Its product is annotated as oocyte zinc finger protein XlCOF6.1-like. The record is from RefSeq and is a predicted model, not a curated record. NCBI's taxonomy places the organism in Eukaryota, Metazoa, Chordata, Actinopteri, Syngnathiformes, Syngnathidae. The transcript is spliced from 2 exons. Gene Ontology annotation, biological process: negative regulation of transcription by RNA polymerase II; regulation of cytokine production; regulation of immune system process. The coding region runs from base 128 to 1327 and encodes 399 amino acids.